AGUAAAGACCCGGAAGUGCUAGCAGCGUUAGCAGCGUUAGCUCGGUGCAGCAGACGGUUGUGUUGUGGUGUCGUAGAUAAAUGUCCUCUAGUUGGAGGAGGAACGAUGUCUUCGGUCCCCCGGCUCCUCAGCGAGCGGCUCCCUGCGGCUUUUGAAGACGUUUUUCCGGUGUUUGAGAAGACUGUGGUCCGCCAGAGCAGACUGCUGGAUGUCAGCUGGCAGCCCGAAAUAAAGCUGCACAGAAUCGACCCCCUGCAACAACAUGCCUGUAAGGAACAGGAGGUUCUUGAUAACCUGCAGCUCAGUAACCAGGACAGAAACUUCACAGAACCUCGACAGAUUAAAGAGAAACCAGAGGAACCAGAACCUCUGCAGAUAAAACAGGAGCCGGAAGAACUCUGCACUCGUCUGGACAAGAAUGAACCAAAACCUCCAUGGAUUAAAGAGGAACAGCAGGAACUCUGGACAAGUCUGGAAAAUGAGGAACCAAACCUUUUACAAAUCCAAGAGGAACAGCAGGAACAAGAGCCGGCAUGGGCUACAGAGGAAGAAGAGGAACUCUGCUCUAGUCUGGACAAGAAUGAACCAAAACCUCCAUGGAUUAAAGAGGACCAGGAGGAACUCUGGACGAGUCUGGACAAUGAGGAACCAAACCUUUUACAGAUCCAAGAGGACCAGCAGCAACAAGAGCCACCACAGACUAAAGAGGAUGAAGAGGAACUCUGGACGAGACUGGACAAUAAUGAGCCACACCUUUUACAGAUUAAAGAGGAACAGCAGGAAUUAGAGCUACAACAGAUUAAGGAGGAACAGGAGGAACUCUGGAUGAGUCUGGAUGAUGAGGAACCAGACCUUAUACAGAUUAAGGAAGAACAGGAGGAACUCUGGACAAGCCUGGAUGAUGAGGAACCAGACCUUAUAGAGAUUAUAGAGGAACAGGAGGAACUGUGUACCAGUCCCAUGGUGCCCAUAUCAGAGAGUCAUUAUGAUACUGACACAUUUGAAAACUCUGUAAAUUUUGAAAUGGAUGGAAAAACCUUAAAUAACAAGCCCCAAAUUAAGGAUCAAAGCAAAGGUCACACAGAUGGGAAGCCAAUUUUUAGCAGCAUGUGUGGGAAAACUUUUCCUUCUAGCGAUCCCAUGAAAGUCCACAUGACAACUCACACAGGCAGAAAGCUGCAUUGUUGUGAAACCUGUGGGAAAACUUUCGCAAGAAGUGAUCGAUUGUCUCGCCACAUGAGGGCCCACACAGGUGAGAAGCCAUACCUUUGUAUCACCUGUGGGAAAAGACUUGCUGACAUGUCAACAUACAAAAAGCACAUAGCGCUCCAUACAGGUGAAAAGCCUUACCUGUGUAACAUCUGUGGAAAUAGAUUUAUUGAUGAAUCCAAUUUAAAAAGGCACAUUAGAACUCAUACACGGGGGAAGCCAUUUUUUUGCAAUGAGUGUGGGAAAAGUUUUUCUUUUAAUGCUCCCUUCAAAGCCCACAUGAGAACUCACACAGGCGAAAAGCCGUAUAGUUGUGAAACCUGCGGGAGAAGUUUUGCAAGAAGUGAUAAAUUGUUGCGCCAUGUCAGAAGUCACACAGGUGAGAAGCCGUACCUUUGUACCACCUGUGGGAAAAGGCUUGCUGACUCGUCAACAUAUAAAAAGCACAUGGCAAUCCACACGAGAACUCACACAGAUGAGAAGCUGCAUUCUUGUGAAACUUGUGGUGAAACUUUUAGACAUAUUAACAAGUUGUUGUGCCACAUGAGUGUUCACACAGGUGAGAAACCUUACCUCUGUAACACCUGUGGGAAUAGCUUUUUCGACAGAUCAAAUUUUCAAAGGCACAUUAGAACUCACACAGGGGAGAAACCUUAUUCUUGCAAAAUAUGUGGAAGAGACUUUGCCCUUAGCACUACCUUAAAAAUCCACAUGAGGAUUCAUACAGGUGAGAGGCCAUUUGUUUGCAUUGUUUGUGGGCAUGGAUUUAUGAUCAGCUCUAGUUUGAAAUACCACAUGAUGACUCACAGGGACAAGACGUCAGAGUCCUGAAACAUCUGUGGGUAAAGAAUGAUCAGGGAGGCCAAACUUGAAGAAACAUGUAAGAAUUUAUGCAGUUUAACAGUCAAGCUUUCAAAGCUUUUAUUGCACGAUGACUCCAACAGAAGCUCAUUGCAUCUGUGCUUUCAAUGGAUUAUUUUCUUCAAACCAAUGUUUGGAAACUGUCAUGCUAAAAUUCUUCAUUUGAACGGUUGUAAACUUUUCCAAAAGCGCUGAAGUUGCAAUGCAUUAGUGACACAAACUGUGACCUAGUUUGUAUUUCUUCAGAUUUGUUAAAAAUCAUAUACAUCUGAUUAGCUUUUUUCUUUUUGCUGCAAAACUAUUAAUAGGAAGUCUUAAAAAUGGGAGGAUUUUGUGGCAGGUUCUGAAAUGUUCCCAUUACUGUAUCAUAAAUGUAUCGUAUAUUACUUGAUACGAUCUCCGAACUUUCUUCUUCUGUUGUGCUUUUUGAAUGUAAACCUGGGUUUAAAGUUGAGCUUUAAUGUUUAUUCAUAUUUUUAUUAACUAUAAAUAAUAUUUUAGUAAUACACCGAUCAGGCAUAACAUUAUGACCACCUGCCUAAUAUUAUGUUGGGGCAUGGACUCCACUAAACCCCUGAAGGUAUGCUGUGGUAUCUGGCACCAAGAUGUUAGCAGCAGAUCCUUUGUCCUUGAAGUUGCGAGUCCAUAGAUCGGACUUGUUUGUCCAGCACAUCCCACAGAUGCAGGAUUGGAUUGAGCAGCUGGUUGUCUGUUCAACCAUUGUUGACACCAUAUCAAGAACAGAGGAGUUUGAGAUCCUCAGCUAUUAUAUGUGGUUUCGGUUUGCCCGAACUUCCCCGAGGCCGACCGAAAGUUCUUCUCCAUGGCCUCCCCAAACUCCUCCCACACCCGAAAACUCCUCCCACACCCGAGUUUUUGCUUCCACAACCACCACAGCUGCCGCCCUUUUGUCCAGCCGGUACCUGUCAGCUGCUUCGGGAGACCCCUGAGCUCAAAAAGUCUCCUUUUUCAGCCUGACGGCCUCCCUCGCCGCUGGUGUCCACCAGCGGAUCUUUGGAUUGCCACCGCAACAGGCACCAGUGACCUUCAGACCACAGCUCCUAGCAGAUGCUUCUGCAUUGGAGGCUUUGAACAUGGACCAAUCAGAAUCCAUGUCCCCAACCUCCCCCGGGAUGCAGGAGAAACUCUUCCGGAGGUGGGAGUUGAAAACCCUAUGGACAGGGUCCUCCGCCAGACGUUCCCAGUUCACCCGCGCUACACAUUUGGGUUUACCAGGUCUGUCCGGCAGUCUUCCUCGCCAUCGGAUCCAACUCACCACCAGGUGGUGAUCAGUUGACAGCUCUGCACCUCUCUUCACCCGAGUGUCCAAAACAUACGGCUGCAGGUCUGAUGAUACGACUGUAAAGUCAAUCAUCGACCUUUGGCGUAAGGUGCUCUGGUACCAAGUACACUUAUGAGCAACCUUUUGCUCGAACAUGGUGUUUGUUAUGGACAAUCUAUGACUAGCACAGAAGUCCAAUAACAAAACACCACUCUGGUUCAGAUCGGGCAGGCCGUCUCCUGCUCUAGUUUCCUUUUCUCCAUUCCCUGCUACCUACUGACAGCUAGUCACCAUGGACAGAGCAGAAUGAAUUGUUGGAUGGUUACCGUGACAGCGCAGUUUUACUAUUGUUGUGCGCCGUGAAAAACAAAAUGGCAUUAAAACAAUAGUUCAGCUAUUUAGCCAUUUCCUUCCAGUCGCUUGCAUCCCCUGUCAUGCCUCUGCCCCCCCCCCAGGGAGUGUGCCCCACACUUUGAGAAACUCUGCAUUAUAGUGUUUGUGGCUGAGAUUAGAUUAGAUUGGAUUAGAUUAGAUUUUUUUAUUCAUCACAUACAGUAUGGCAGUGACUGUCCACCAGGCUUAAUAAGUACAAAAUAUUAAAAUAGGUAAAAAAAACAACAACAAAUAGGUAAAACUGUAAUAUACAAAAAUACAAACAGGUAAAACUGACAUAUUUAUGGAAUGUACGGAGUGCAGUCUAAUGAGUGGAUCAAAUUGGCCCUGUUUAAGUCGGCUCAGGAGUCACCAGCUGUAGUCGAUCGUAUUUGCUCACAAGAAGAGGUCAUACCACUACAGACCUGUGAUUGACACAACCUUUACAUCACCAAAACGGAUCAUUUAAGUUUAUAUAUAUAUAUAUAUAUAUAUAUAUAUAUAUAUAUAUAUGUAUGUGUGUGUGUGUGUGUGUGUUUGACCCAGCAGAUUUUGUCAAAUUUCCCAACGACCUAUGAUAAAUCUGUGAAAAAAACAAAAUGCAUGAUUGGUUUUGUUUUGUUGUUUGGACAAAGACAUGUUUCAGUGAUUCUAUCAUAGAAAAUUAGGGGGUGUAGAUGUUGUGGCAUUGUAAUACUGAACAAAUGUUAAACGAGGCCAAUAGGAUGUUUAAAUUAGAUUUUAGUAUAAACAAUGAUAAGAGUGGAAAACCUAAUGUGUCAACCAAAUUUAUGUAUACACAAAAUAAUCCUGUGAAAAUGGCAACCCUUACAGAAGCCCAUAUAAAGCAUAGCCAGGAAGUCCAUGCGCUCUGUCUUUUUCUGCACUUGUGAGUUGAAACCAAGGUUGUAUCGACCUAAUGGAAAUUAUGUUUACCUAAUAGAAAUAAUGUUAACCUAGCAGAAAUACAAAAGAGGAGGUGGUCAAAUUUUUGAUAAGACUACAUCAUCCACUCUCCAGACAUGAAUAUAGUCAAACAUAAUGAUGGUAGAAAUAUCCUGAUUGGGUUUUCAGAUGAUGGGUUGUGGUUUUCCAGGAUGGAAGAGGAGUGUUUAGAAGAAUUUUGCUUAAGUAUAUAAGACGAUGUAAUGCUUUCUGUAGUCAGUUAAAAUCGUGAAAUUUUGCUCAUGUUUGUUCUUACAGCCUAUAUUGAAUAAACAUUAUUUGCAUGAGACUCUGAA
Molecule: messenger RNA, 4965 nt
Organism: Acanthochromis polyacanthus (spiny chromis)
Lineage: Eukaryota; Metazoa; Chordata; Actinopteri; Pomacentridae
Product: gastrula zinc finger protein XlCGF57.1-like
Exons: 2
Coding region: 106-2040 (644 amino acids)
Biological process (GO): regulation of immune system process; negative regulation of transcription by RNA polymerase II; regulation of cytokine production
Source: RefSeq, a predicted model, not a curated record